This is a messenger RNA of Cylicocyclus nassatus, 2102 nucleotides long. The record is from the annotation of a GenBank genome assembly. NCBI's taxonomy places the organism in Eukaryota, Metazoa, Nematoda, Chromadorea, Rhabditida, Strongylidae.
AAAUCAUGCUGAGCGUCUCCGACUCCGUCUUGCGGGAUGGAGACGCACCAUUUGAGGAGCCCUCGCCAUCUAUAGAGACCGUUACUGUAAGAAAGGACCUAUCGGCGAUUUCAGUUGCAAGAGCAUCCUAUGUCAAACACCGUUUCAUAACAAGACGGUCAGAUAACAUUGUCAGAUACGAUGGAAGUAGUCCGGAUGUGGAAACGGUAUUUUCGCCAAGAUAUCGAGAAUUACGCUGUGAGCGAGAGAUGAAAAGAUUGCAAGCACAACAGAGUGAAACUGAGGAGCAACUUGUACGUGUAGAAUCAGAACUUCGGGAUUCGAAAUGCAAAGUGGAAUCAUUAACAGAAGAGAUCACAACCAAAAAAGCAAGAAUUAGAGACAUGGAAGUAAACGAGAAGUUGUAUCAGCGAAGUCAAGAGGAGAUGGAGACGAAAAUAACACUGAUGAGCAAACAAUUAGAACAAUUGCAGCGUCACUAUGAAAUUCAAAAGGAAAGAUUGAUAGCUUAUAAGGCAAGCGAAGAGAAAUGGGAAGCAAAGAAAGCAGAGCUUGAUGAAGCCUUAUACACAAAAAAUAACGCUGUUGUUCUGCUGCAGAGAGAGCUGCGAGAUGUCAAGGACGAACUUUCAACCAGCUGGGAGAACGCAAAAAAUGCAGAGCAUGAUAUUUCACGCAUGCAAAAGGAAAUUGAAGAGCUUCGAAGGAAUGCUGAGAUUGAGCGUAAGGAAUACAAAGCCUCGGUUGAGGAUUGGCGGAAUCGACUUGAAAACGCAUUAGCAGAAAAUCUAGCUACAUGUGCUGCUGAUGUAGAGCGAAACGCAAUAAUGGCCCUCGAAAUGCGUGAAAAAACUGAUGAGAAAAGCUACUUCGAGUAUAUUGGAGUUGGUGAGCAUGAAAUCAAGGACCAUCAGUUAGAGCUGGAAGAAAGCAUCGACAACUUUUCUACAGAGCUGCAAUACAAGGAGCUCGACUCCGAUCUAGCAGAUGGACAGUACACAAUUACACAGCUGAGAUGCCGAAUCAAAGCUUUAGAUGACGAUAACAAAAGACUUGAGGUCGAGAAAGAGCAAAUCGAAAAUCGAUUAGAAAGAAAAACGAAGUUUUUGAAAGAGGCUUUGAUGAUAAUGAACUGCUUAAAUCACGAAGUCUCAGCCCUCAAAUCACAGUACUGCGAUCUUGUUGAAGAGAACAUCAGCGAAGAAGAAAGUGCUUUGAAUCCACACUUCCUCCACCUCAUGGCUCUCGUAGAGGCAUACUGUCGACAAUUUGAACAGUUGGAGUUACGUACGAACGACAACGAGCACACUUUACAUGGCCAGGACGCUGACCUUGCCGAGACAAUCAGUGAUCUUCAAUAUAGAUUGUUCGCUGCCGAUCAGCGACAGGCUGCUUACGAAAAGGAAAGGCAGGAAUAUGAAGUGUGCAUCAAGAGAUUGAAAGAUACCAACGUAGCAGCACUCAAUGAGGUUGCUCAACUAAAAGAGCAAAUUCUGCAUUUUCUUGAAAAGGAGUCCAAGAGUAAAGAGCAGAUGGAGGCGUUGAGUGCAGACAUCGAUGAGUUGAAAAACCAGCUCAUUACGAAGUCGGACCAAGUAAAUCAUUUGACAGAAGCGCUCAAAGAUUCGCUCUCCGCCAACGUAAAUCACGCAGAAAUGCUUGCGAAUGUCAGAAACAAAUUCGUUGAGAAGUUGGAAAGUGCGAAGUUUAGAGAAGCACUUCAGUCAAGAAAAUGUGAUGAAAUACAUAUGAAGCUGCUGAAGAAGGAAGACGAAUUGAAAGAAUUACAGUAUAGAUUGACUAAUUACAAGGCUGCUGUAAAGAACAACCCAUCCAAAGCGUUACGAUUAUUCAAGACAGGAAGAGUGGUUGAGGUCAGUCCAGCUCACUGCAGAGAUCUACCACAUGAAAGUCCUCUCAAAAACUUUGAAACUACGAAGGGAGAACUGCAUGCUCGAAGGGAUAACGCUCGAGAGCUUUUGGACUCCACUUCAAUACACAAGAUAUGCAGGCAUUCCAAAAUGACGAUUAAUGAUUGAAAGACUGUAGAGAUUCGAUUCAUUCAAAGUAUUAAAAUUGUUCAUGUCAACUACUGAAACGGC